This is a messenger RNA of Conger conger (European conger), 3067 nucleotides long. Its product is annotated as melanocortin receptor 4-like. NCBI's taxonomy places the organism in Eukaryota, Metazoa, Chordata, Actinopteri, Anguilliformes, Congridae. Gene Ontology annotation, cellular component: membrane. Bases 422 to 1405 code for a protein of 327 amino acids. The record is from RefSeq and is a predicted model, not a curated record. Gene Ontology annotation, biological process: G protein-coupled receptor signaling pathway. Gene Ontology annotation, molecular function: melanocyte-stimulating hormone receptor activity. The transcript has 2 exons.
AGUGAUGUCUGCCACACGCUCCUCUCCUGUCUGAGUAGCGCAGGGCUCCCAGCUCCGGUGCAGCACAGAGAUUAGAGCGGACGGUGCCGUAGGCUGGAAAGCCACACAGCAGAUGUGUGAAGAAGAUGGAGCUGUUUCUCCGGGUUUAGAGCUGGCGAAGGGAGGAUGCUUCCCAUUCCGCACUGGGAAGCAGUCCUGAACCCCGCGCAUCCAGCCAGGAAGACCGAUGGAACCGCUGGACGUUGAUGGAAAGCCAGCCUCUGCUGCAUGUUUAGGUCGCCCCUGGAUCCUGGAUUAUCUGCGGGAACGUAAACAGGAGUAAUCUGACAAAGGGGUACAAAGAUAAGGAAAACUAACACAAAACAAAACAGCAACAAGAAGAGAAAAAAAAAACCCUCCAAAAGCUCCAGGUGUCUGUGGGAUGAAUUCCACUGAGCACCCCGAGUUGAUCCAGGUUCCCCACGUGCGGAACCACAGCUCUGGACCUUACCCCUCCGCCAAAGGCUCGGGGGGGGAGAAGGACUCCUCGGGAUGCUACGAGCAGCUCCUCAUCUCCACCGGAGUCUUCCUCGCCCUGGGCAUCGUCAGCCUGCUGGAGAACAUCCUGGUGAUCACGGCCAUCGCUAAGAACAAGAACCUGCACUCGCCCAUGUACUUCUUCAUCUGCAGCCUGGCGGUGGCCGACAUGCUGGUGAGCGUCUCCAACGCCUCGGAGACCAUCGUCAUGGAGCUCAUCAACCGCGGCCACCUGUCCAUCGGCAGCGGCCUGAUCAAGAACAUGGACAACGUCUUCGACUCCAUGAUCUGCAGCUCGCUGCUGGCGUCCAUCUGCAGCCUGCUGGCCAUCGCCAUCGACCGCUACAUCACCAUCUUCUACGCGCUGCGCUACCACAACAUCGUGACCGUGCGCCGCACCGCCACGGUCAUCUCCUGCAUCUGGGCCUUCUGCACGGCGUCGGGCGUGCUGUUCAUCGUGUACUCGGAGAGCACCACCGUGCUCAUCUGCCUGAUCACCAUGUUCUUCGCCAUGCUGGCUCUCAUGGCCUCACUCUACGUGCACAUGUUCAUGCUGGCGCGGCUGCACGUCAAACGCAUCGCCGCGUUGCCCGGCAACGCGCCCAUCCGCCAGCGCGCCAACAUGAAGGGCGCCAUCACGCUCACCAUCCUGCUGGGCGUGUUCGUGGUGUGCUGGGCGCCCUUCUUCCUGCACCUCAUCCUCAUGAUCUCCUGCCCGCGGAACCCCUACUGCAUCUGCUUCAUGUCCCACUUCAACAUGUACCUCAUCCUCAUCAUGUGCAACUCCGUCAUCGACCCCCUCAUCUACGCCUUCCGCAGCCAGGAGAUGAGGAAGACCUUCAAGGAGAUCUUCUGCUGCUACAGCCUGCCGGGGUCCUGCGUCUGUUAGCUGCCCGGCGGGUACUGAGGAGGAAAAAGAACAACCUUUCCAAAAGGCUGGGAACACUUCAUCGGGCCAAAUAACGACUAUCAGAAUGUAUCUAUUUUUUGUGCCGAUCAAGCACGUUUCUUCUGGCUCGUUUCCAUUCAGAAAUCUGGACCAAAAUCAGCCAGCCAACUGAAAAACAACUAACCAAGUAACCAACUGAAAAACAAACCUUUAAACAUAUUGUUACGUAAAUAAUAAAAUAUGUAAGUUAGAUGUAAUAUCGUAAACAUACUCUCCCUCACUCACUCGCAAAAAGGCAGUCCAGAGAAACUUCUGGAAACUGUGGAACAGAAAGGAGUCAAGGACAUCCGUGUUGGUGGGUUCUGCUUUGACAGUUGGACAGUGAGAGGUAGGUUCAUGCCACAUCCCUCAUACAAAUAAAUCGCUUCUCUGCCUGCUUCUGCCUCAGCGCGAACCGUACACUGGAUAACGUUUGGAAUUUGAACAUUUAAACAUACACUGCGAAAAAAAAUCUAUCUUAACAAGUGUUUUAGUCUUGUAACAAGACUUGUAACAAAACUUUUUUUCACUCAAGCAGAAAAUGUUAGCGUGUUUUAAGGUCCAGUACUGUUCGCUUGAAGUGAAAUUUUCGAAAAUCUUGGCAAAUCUAGAAAUGAGACAAAACGGUCUCAUCUCAUUGGCAAUAGUUUUCUCAUUUUGCCAAAAAAAAAAAUAUAUAUAAAUAUGAUUUUACGUCUAAAUAUGAGACUAAAAUACUGGUUGAGAUUAACUUAUUUUUUGGUUUUUGCAGUGUAAUAUGUGGCAGAAUACAUAAUGAAUUGCAUGUAAUGCGUUGCAUAUACUGUGUAUUUCAGACGCUGAAUAGCGAAAACUGCUUGUAACCAAUUCAGCAAUGUUUUCAGAAUGACUGAACAAUGCAAACAGUAAAUUAAGUCAAGCUCGUGCCAAUCAGAUUGGAGAUUUGGGACAGUGAUACUAUGUACUCUGCCCACACUUUUGAUAGAGCUUGGCAAAAUUAAGUGAUGCAUUAACGCUUUUAUAUGGCAGUAUUAAGUGUUUCUUAAGCACACCGUAACCGGAAAGUACAUGGUGAAUAUUGUCAGGUUUUUUUUUAUGCUAAAACAACUGUACAAACAAUCGGAGUGGAAUUUGCAGAAGAGGGCAAUGUCCAGCCAAAGCAUAGAGUUGUGCACAGUACUACCUGUACCAUCUGCUACUGGACAAGGGGGGGAUCGGGGUUUGGGAGGUCAACAAGAAUACAGUCAGUGCCUACCACUAAUCGUAAUCCAUGUGUUUCUCACUGUAAAAAAUGACACCUAUAUCCUAUAUUUAUAUACAUGCAUAUACAUAAGAUUUUAUUUUCUCAUAUACAAUAUUUUCUUGGUGCGGUAAUAGUAUGAUUUCCCAUUUUGCUUCUUAUACAAGGCACCUUGAUUUUGUUAUUUAUGAAAGUAUGGAAUCCGUUUGGGAGUCCCUGCGCUGGAUUCUCCUGUGCACGCUGUCUUACAUGUUUUAUAUGUUUUUACCGUAAAUGUGAUGUUGAAGCACUGUACCAUAUCUCAGGCUUUGUCAUAUUGCACUGUGAAUAAAAAAAAAAAACUAAACUAAAUAUUUUCGGUGACUGUGUUAAAGUUGAAUUAUUUUAAUAAAAGAAUACGCAAA